UGUAAAGGAUGAAACAUUAAGUUUUCUCCUGCUGAUCGGAUUUUAAAUUUAUUUGUUAUUUGUGUCACUGUAUUUUUAUUGAAUGAAGUAACAAGAUAUUUGUUUGCUUAAUUAAAUAUUAAAUUAAAGCGUUGUGAUUUAAGUGAUAUAAUUUCGCCUUGUGGUUGCUUAAUAUGCGAUGAGUGUUAUGCGUUGAAUUGCAGAGCAAGCUGUUGAUAUGAACGAAACUGAAACAGUAUCUGAGCAAAUAACAGAAAAACGCGCACAUUUGUUUAAACGUUUGGUGCUCGUGUCACAAACUCGUUUCUGUAAAUUGUGUCUAAACUUAGUCUGGAAACAUACUUUAAUGCUGCAAAAUAGGCUUCAGUUCGUGCAGUAAUAUUGAUUAAUAGCUACUCCCAAUCUGCAUAAAAGAGCGAAAGAACUUCAUUACAAGAACCCACAACACAAUUAAUUGCGAUUCGUGGUUAAAGGCGAUGGAGUUUUCCACCACCCGAGCUCUAGUGCUUCUUUUGGGAAUAUUCCUCAUCCAGCGAUGCGUUCUUGCUCGAGUCAAUGUCGCAGUUAAAGUCUUGAACUUCGACAUGCCCCAUGGACCGUCUCACGGUGAUGGAGAGGUUAUAUUGAACCUGAAGUGCUGCGGUACACUGAACGCUGGCUGCAACAAUGCGCACAAUAGCUGUGGCAUUUUCUUCCGUUUUUGCAUCGGAAGUCUGGACAACCAUGGUCGGGUAUGCAGCGGGGUUACUAUGGACACGAGGAGGGACGUGUCACGUGACGUAAUACAAACGUACAUUGAUACAUGGGACACGGGAAACAUGGCUAUAUCGGUGCAAGUAUUCCAAUGUGACGGUACCAGCUCGGUCUGUGGAGUCGAGUCUGACGUUACAGACGAAAUGACUUUGCCCUUGAACUUUGAACCCGACUCUUCGUACUGGAGAUCUAGCGAUCACCAACUGACGUUCAUAAACCGUGUGAGCUUGGACAUUGGUCUGCUGAUGUGGUGUGGGGAAGGCUGGUUUGGCAGGGCGUGUGAGAGGAAGUGCAGUCAACAGGACGAUAAUUUUCACACCUGUCAGCCAGACGGCACUGUCAUCUCUGUGACAGAAUGCACCUAUACAGACACGCAAUUUGUCUCUCUUGAGAAGAGCGUAGCCCAUCUUGGUUCGCUACCUGACAUAUGGAAUGGGCUGUUCUCUUUCAUAGCAGACACCUGUUGCCCUCCGAGAACAAGCCAUGUGAACCUGACAGUAAUAGAUAUCAGGGAACAUGGAAACGUCUCUGACAUCGUGUUUACAGCCUCUUGCAAUGACGUUCCAGUCUCUUGUUUUAAGAUUCAAGAAAUCUUGUACAUAUGGCACACCACAGACUCUCCUGUUCCAUUGAUGUCAUACUAUUUUGGUGCUGAUGUUGUUUUGCCAGAGAUUCAAGAAUUUGCACCAUCUUUUGCAGCUGUGAGUAUUUUUUAUGAUCUGCAGAAAGUAGUCAAUUUUAAGCUUCAUAACUGAUUGUUGAAAGAUUUA
Dreissena polymorpha is the source of this 1523-nucleotide messenger RNA. RefSeq lists its product as uncharacterized. The coding region runs from base 477 to 1508 and encodes 343 amino acids. The record is from RefSeq and is a predicted model, not a curated record. NCBI's taxonomy places the organism in Eukaryota, Metazoa, Mollusca, Bivalvia, Myida, Dreissenidae. The transcript has 8 exons.